This is a messenger RNA of Siniperca chuatsi (mandarin fish), 7407 nucleotides long. It is a transcript of the gene lrrc4ca, whose product is annotated as leucine rich repeat containing 4C, genome duplicate a. Gene Ontology annotation, cellular component: postsynaptic density membrane; glutamatergic synapse; plasma membrane. The transcript is spliced from 3 exons. Gene Ontology annotation, biological process: synaptic membrane adhesion; regulation of axonogenesis; modulation of chemical synaptic transmission. NCBI's taxonomy places the organism in Eukaryota, Metazoa, Chordata, Actinopteri, Centrarchiformes, Sinipercidae. The record is from RefSeq and is a predicted model, not a curated record. Bases 1791 to 3737 code for a protein of 648 amino acids. Gene Ontology annotation, molecular function: cell-cell adhesion mediator activity.
GCCCCUAUUAAAACUGACCAAUGAAUGAGAAGGACAAGGUCAAGAAUCAGUUAAUUACUGCCAGUCUUCCGGUGAGAUUCACCUCUCCUGCAGUGGAGACAUUUAAUGAGCCCUGGAAGUUCAAACAGAGAAAUGUGAAGACUGAAAGGGAGGGAAAACAUUAUUUCCUGCCCUCACUGCUACAGUCCUGCGGCUGACAGCAACGGCGAUCCACCAGCAGUGACUGGCGGAAUAGUCUCAUUUGGAGAGAACAGCCUGUUAGUGGGAGGUAACCAACAUGAUGCCCCCUCGUGCACUUAUCAAUUCUGUGUCAGUCCGUGCUGCGCCGUGCGUUUUAUUGGGAUACGUAAAUGCCGAGCGCACUGAGGUACUGUAAAGCUCACCGAUGGAUGCAGCCGUGCGCGUAUUGGAACGGGGUAAUUUGUGAUCACACUUGAAGCAGGUUAAAACACACUGCAGUUGAAAGAGAAGAAGACGUGGCUUGGACGAUCGGCGCUCUGUGGAUAAUAACCUUUAAGUCAUUUCUUACCCCCGUGUGUGUCACAUCAAUGGAUGGAUGAGGCUUGAAUUGGUUGCACACAUAGAUGGAACAAGAGCGCAGAAGUGAUGACUGCCUUUGAUGAAGUAAAACUCCCGUCCAGACCUGGUGAAUCAAGGCUCGGCGCGGAAAUCAUGUGAGAAUUUAGCUUUUUGGUGUACAAUGAAGGCUCCUCACACUUGAAGCCGCUGCCUGAAUUUCUGAUGGGGUUUUAAAGGCUUCUUGAGGAUACCUGCUGGAUUUUUUUUCUUUCGAUGUUGCAUCACAGAUUAACGCAUUUUUCCUCUCGAAAAUGGAAAACGGAGCAGCCUGAAGAGAAGAGAGAGAUAUUGUUUAAUCUCGGCAACUUUAUCAGUUCUUCAAUGUAUAGGAUACCUUUUCAAUCACUAAACUGCGGAACUUCUUUCAUCGAUAUAACCAGGAGGGAAAAUAGAAAUAAGCAUCUUGAAAUCCGCACUGGGUUGUGAGGUGAAAUCUAAUCAGAUUCAGCUGGGCUGAUGACUAAGAAGUAAUAGGGACUUGAAGAAAAGUUACAUUUGAAAACGACAGUGAGCGGGACAUUAAAAUAACCCCACCUCUGCUCCUCAAUGUAUGGAUGGUGGCCUGCCAUACAGUCUAAUGACGGACUUUUCAGGAUGUAUCUACCUGAAAUUGACCACAUGAGGUUAUCCGUGCUCUACAUGUUAUGGAGAGGUUACUUUUUUAACAUUUAAUUGAGAUCUGAGAGCAAAUAAAAACAGUGCUACUUCACAUUCGCCUAACUCAUCAUUUGGAGAAAAUGUGGGACCACAGUGGGUAUCGCUUUGUAUCGGGAGAGUAGUUUCAACAAUGGCACUUGUGGGUACCUCUGUGUUGUGUGCGUACUGAAAACAAGAGGAAAUAUCGGAUGCAUUAUCAUCACCGUGAGAGUUAAUAGCAUGCCAUCCAUACUGAUAUGUGGAUUACAUACCACGUCGUUUUGAGAGUGGGAACACAAUGUGUCUGACAAGAAAUAUCACCACGGAUUCUGCAAAAUCGCCUGAGAAUUGCGGAUGUUUUUUCGAUGCAGUUUUUGGGGAGGGAGCGGGAGAGGGACCGUUUUCCGUCUAAAGCAGAGAUCCUGCAGCCCUCGGCGUCUUCGUGAACAAAGACAGCUUUACAGUGGAUUGGAAGUUAACAUAAGGAUGACCAGAACUGCUUGGAACUCUGAUUGAAUUGGCAGUGAGCCCAAAUCCUCUUUCCAAAGAGUGGAAGACCAGUAAAUGAAUUAUGAAUGUUAAACAAGAUGACCUCCUCUCAGCAGCAGCAGAUGAUGCGAGGUCCUAGGUGGAACCGGGCCUUGUCCGACCCUUUGUUUGUGCUGCUUCUGGCCCUCCAGCUGCUGGUGGUGGCAGGGCUGGUACGUGCUCAGACGUGCCCCUCUGUCUGCUCCUGUAGUAACCAGUUCAGCAAAGUCAUCUGCACCCGGCGAGGCCUGCGGGAUGUCCCUGAUGGCAUCUCUACCAACACACGCUACCUGAAUUUGCAAGAAAAUCUCAUUCAAGUCAUAAAGGUGGACAGCUUCAAGCACCUAAGACAUCUGGAGAUCCUGCAGCUUAGCAAAAACCACAUACGCAAAAUUGAGCUGGGAGCCUUCAAUGGACUGGCCAGCCUCAAUACCUUGGAGCUUUUUGAUAAUCGCCUCACCACUAUCCCAAACGGGGCAUUUGAGUACCUGUCCAAACUAAAGGAGCUUUGGCUGAGGAAUAACCCCAUAGAGAGCAUUCCCUCCUAUGCUUUCAACAGAGUGCCCUCAUUACGGCGGUUGGACCUUGGGGAGCUCAAACGGCUCUCCUACAUAUCUGAGGGGGCCUUUGAAGGGCUGAGCAAUCUGCGCUACUUAAAUCUGGGAAUGUGCAAUCUGAGGGAAAUUCCCAACCUUAUUCCCCUGGUGAAGCUGGAUGAACUGGAGAUGUCAGGGAACCAGCUAUCUGUCAUCCGACCUGGCUCUUUUAAAGGGCUCAUUCAUUUGCAGAAGCUAUGGAUGAUGCAUGCCCAGAUCCAGACCAUAGAAAGGAACUCUUUUGAUGACCUGCAGUCACUAGUGGAGCUCAAUCUAGCCCAUAACAACCUUACCCUAUUGCCCCAUGAUCUCUUCACUCCUUUACAUCACCUGGAGAGGGUGCACCUGCACCACAACCCGUGGAAUUGUAACUGUGACAUCCUCUGGCUAAGCUGGUGGCUUAAGGAGAUGGUACCAGCAAACACCAGCUGCUGUGCCCGCUGCAGCUCACCAUCCCACCAUAAGGGACGAUACAUUGGCGAGCUGGACCAGAACUACUUUCACUGUUAUGCUCCUGUUAUUGUGGAGCCUCCUGCAGACCUAAAUGUGACAGAGGGAAGCGCUGCAGAGUUGAAAUGCAGAGCCAGCUCCUUGACCUCAGUAAGCUGGAUUACACCCAAUGGUUCCAUCAUGACACACGGUGCAUACAAGGUCAGAAUCUCUGUGCUGAAUGACGGCACUCUGAACUUCACCAAUGUUACCAUGCAGGACACAGGCACAUAUACAUGUAUGGUCAGUAAUUCUGCGGGUAACACGACAGCAUCUGCCACGCUCAAUGUGUCCUCUACAGAGAACAGCAGCUUCAGCUACUUCACCACAGUGACAGUGGAGACCAUAGAAACGCCACAUAAUGAAGGCUUCACAACUACUGUGCAACAGAAGGUGGGCCCCACCCCCUCUGCUGGUAUGUGGGAGUCUGUUUCACCCACGUCUACAACUACCACCACAGUUCGGACCCCACUUUCCACCCGUGCCACAGAGAAGACUUACACAAUCCCUGUCACGGAGCUGGGUGGGGAGGGCUCACUGAACGGCUUGGAUGAGGUAAUGAAGACGACCAAGAUCAUCAUUGGCUGCUUUGUUGCAAUCACACUCAUGGCAGCUGUCAUGCUGAUCAUCUUCUACAAGAUGCGCAAACAGCACCACCAGCAGAACCACCACGCACCCACACGCACCAUUGAGAUCAUAAAUGUGGACGAGGACUGUGUAACGGGAGGCCCGGGCAUGGAGGGCCACCUGACUCUGCCUCCUCUUGAGCACGAGCACCUCAACCACUAUAACACCUAUAAGACUGCAUACAACCAUGCCUCCACUAUCAACUCCAUACACAGCUCAGCGCACGAACCUUUGCUAAUCCGGGCCAGCUCAAAAGACAAUGUACAAGAGACCCAAAUCUAAUACUUUUUUUCAAAAUGAGACAUUAUAAAACUGAUGGAAUUACAUAAAGACAUUACUGACUGGACAUUACUGACAACUGGUUGCGAGGACUGUGGCUCAAACAUAGAGGUUUGGAAACACGGUGUGUUUAGCAAAUCAGUGACUGGUGAUGUUUAUUCAAUGACUUUGGGAAUUAGGGUAUGUCUACUGUUUCAAAAAGUGUCUUUACAAAACAGAAGUUAUUUAUUUAAGAAAAAAGCUAUUGUGGUUAAAUCAAGAGAAAACUGUAUUCUGCAAUUAUUUUUUCAGCACUUAUUUCAUGUUUAUUUUUUUCCUUCCUCUCAUUUCACGGGAUUGGUUUACUAAUAUGCUUUCAAACUCUGUUUGAAGACUUCUGUUGAAGAAAAACUCCUGAAGCAAAUUAUUGUUCUUUUUUGGUAAACUGCAGACUUUAGAUCAGAUGAGAUAGUAACCUCAUUUUCCCCAGGUAUCAAAGGAAUCUAGAGCACAUUAGUGAAGUUCUCCAGCUGUGGAUUAAGUGAUGAAAUCUUUUGUGACCAUCUGUAACUGAGAUGAGUUAAACACUUGUUCAUUAUUUUACAGUGAGUGACAGAACUGUCAGUGAUGAAAUUUGAUCAUAAUUCACUGUUAAUUAUAUCUGUCAUAUACAUAUUAGGCAUUCUGCUCUGUCAUCAAUGGACUGAGGAUCUUAAAUGAGGGGAAUAUGCCCUGCAUUCUGCUAUUGUAAAAGUUGAGGCUCACUAUCAGAAGUGCAUUUUAGUUAAAUUAAAUUCUAUUGAUUAACUAUGAAAGAAACUUACAUUUGUCUUUGUGUUUCUAAUGUAUAUACAAAAUAUAAUUUUAGCCCUAAUCUCCACUUGUUUUGACUCAAGUUCCCAGCUUCUCUGAGAUAUCUUCUAUUUAUCAUAGAGGACAUUCCAUUAAUUGCAUUAAGACCCAUUUAGAUUCUGAAGGUCAUAAUACAGGACCAGCAUUAAUGGGUACUUUAGAAUCAGCAUAAUUGUGAUUGAAAAAAUAGGGAAAGAUGUAAAGAUCAGAACUCUUCUUCUGGAAUAAGUCCACUGCCUUCCAAUGUAUCAUGGUCUCACCUUUACCGUAAGGUGCUUUGUACUGUUUCAUAUCAAGAUAAUUCCUUUGAAGCCACCUUUUUCAUGCUGAGACCCCUUACCUCAUCUGCAGUACUGCAGGACUGAGUGCUGUCAGAAGCAGAUUGACAAGCUGAAGAAAGAGCAUAAACCCUUUAUACAGCUGUCUGAGGACAUUGCCUGUCAUCCGUGUGCCAGAUUUCCACAUGGGCAGUGCCUGGCAGCCCCAGAUUCACACCUUGCCCCUGCCAAACACAGGACUUGGCCCUGAGCGGCAGGGCUUAUGCUGCGAGAGGCUUUAGAGGUGAAUGUGUGGGAUCGGGCAUCAACCAGAUGUUUGGGUUGCACCUGCCUCUCUCCCUCUCCCUUAGCGACAACACAAUUUCCAUUUUAAUUGAUAUGCCAAUGGGCUUUGGAUGGACAGAGCUCUGCAGGCGCCCAUACCCUGGAAACCAUUUCAAAGUCCCCAAUGUGAAAAAUGGUGCCGGGCCCCAUAAAUGCAGCGGUUAGGCAGACAUUUGUCAGCUCCAGCACUUAUGGAGAUGCCCCAGGUUUAUUUUUAGCAAAUAAGUGCAGUUUUUGCUCCCUAACAGUAAAAUAUGAGAAGGUGAGGCCACUGUCAUGCUUAGUUUAGUUUUGUGUUUUCAUUAUAUCAAGGUGUUACAAUAAGUAAUUAUAUAAGGAGAAUUACUCGUAAAAACUACUGUUACAGAUAGUUGCAUGUACUUUCUGUGGAGUCACCAUGCACACCACUAACCUUAAUGCUGGAAGUGGUACUCGAAUUUCACAGUAUGUUGUGAGUUCCAAACACUCAUCUUCUAUAGGCUAGAAAGGUGUAUGUGAAAAGUAUAUGAUUUGCCAUUUUAAAAAGAGUAGAUGGUGUGAUCAGCUUGGAUUCACGGUGGUUACAGUGGAUUCCAAUGGUGGCAAUGGUGGUUUUCACAUCAGAAAUAAAGUAUUAACACAUCCACAGAAACUUCUCAAACUACUCCUGCUGCGUAAUCAACAUUGUUACCGUCCAACUGUAUGCUCAGUUUGUUUCAAACUGUCACAUUUCACCAUUUGGUUAAACACUAUCAAGCUGAAGAUGAAGAUGAAGAUGUUCAUAGGUCCAUUCAUGUUAUAGCGCCCACCUCCUGGCCUUCCAUUGGUCAAAACCACUCUAAAUUAUACUAGCUAGCUCACUAUCCCACAUUUGAGAAUAAAGACAAGUUAACAAAAUGUCAUCAGCGGGACAUAACUAUUAACCUUUUCCAACCACCUUUAAAGUCUACUUGGAGUGAGUGCUUUCAACUCAAAAGACCUAUUUUAACCUAAAAGACAAAUAGGCUACUUCCCAUAGCUUAAUGCUUCAGCUUUUUUUCAAGUAGAGAGAAUAAAUAAGAUACAGUAGCAGUUCAUCUGAGUAACCCUUGACUAGAAUAUGAAAAGAGAAUUAAAUGAAACAACAAGAUAAUAAUCUAAAGCCCUAUUCGCACAGGAUUAGUAUUACCUGGGGUCCUCCUGUGAUACGUAGUACAAUAAUUGCAUAGAUUAUAUAUGUUGAUAACCUGUCUGUCAUGUCUGUAAUUGGUUAAAUAAAAACUCUACAGCAAAUUACCUUCCAUAUUUCACCUAAUACAGAAGCUCAUUUGAUAAAAAUAGUCCUGUGUGAAACGGCAUCAUUUUAUUUAGUUUUUUAUGUACAUUUGUCCUCCUCUUACAGGUUAAGUAUUAUGGAGGCUGCAGUGGAUAUUAUUAAUGGGAGCUUUGAUACCAUUUUGGAUGCAAAUGCAAGAGGUUAUUGUAUCUACUUAGUAUGGAGACCUGCUGUAUGUUUCAAAAUAAUUUGAUAAGAUAAUUCUGGAGAUUUGUUCAGUAAAUUUGAUUGAAACACAUUUUUAUUUAUUCACUUUGAAUGUGCUGCACACAACAGAUUAGAUUCCUAAAUAAUAUGAGGUCCCCAAGUAAUUUUAGUCCAGACUGAAUGAGAUGAUUGAUUACUCCAUAUCAUGCUUUUUUCAUCACCCAGACACUAUUUAUCCCAUAAUUACACUUCUGUGGAGUUUGGCACAUUUUUAAACCAUAGAAUGACCUGGGUGUGUGUCAUUUAAUCUGUAUUUGAGUUCCUAGUGGUGGGAUGUGGAUCACAGUUCUACUCAGUUUACAUAAGAGAGUGUAACCAACUUCCCUUUUUGCCUUUAGUUGGAGGUAAAUUGUCUGAAAACUUAAAUCGUAAAUUUGUUGCAUUUUAGUCAAGCUGUCUCAUGUAUGUAAGAUAUCUAAAUAUUUUUGGUCAAUAUGAUUUUUUUCACAUUCUUUUCUUUUUUUCUGAGAUUGAAUGCUGUUCUAGUGGUAGAUUUAUAUAAAAAAUACAUUUUGAGAAUAAAACAAAACAAAAACAAAAUUUUAUAAAUUUUGAUUUUACAUGUGCCAACAAUCUGUUCUAAAAGUGAAAAAGAGAAACAUGAUGUAAACGAAUGAGAGAUUGAUUUUCAUGUAAGCAUUCUUUCAUGACCUUUAAAGAUAUGGAGAUCGAUUAUAGAGACCAGAGUUUGUAGUUCAUACACAAAAUAUGGUUAAAAUAAACUAUUGUUGUUUUUCUG